Molecule: messenger RNA, 621 nt
Organism: Mycena citricolor
Lineage: Eukaryota; Fungi; Basidiomycota; Agaricomycetes; Agaricales; Mycenaceae
Source: the annotation of a GenBank genome assembly
GCGGCUGGGACUUGUGUUGAUGCGCUCGUUGCACGGACGGUGUGAUCCCGCUUAGUGCCAACUGUUGUCGAACUCCGAUGGACUGUCGGUGUCGAUUGUCACUGUGCUGCCGAACGUUGCCGUCCAGCCUGCCAUUCGGCACAAUCUCCAGUUCGUCGUCAUCGUCCGAUACGUCGACUGCAGCGCGUUUCUGGGCCAGCGCUGCGAGUUGCAGCUUCCGUUCCAUCAGUUCACGCUGAUGUUGCUCUCUUCGUCGUCUUCGUCGAGCACAGGCAUUGGGUCUAUGGCAGAUCGGGUUGGGCUCGGAGCUGGUGGAAGCAUCGCCUCUUCAUCUGCCUCUGGGCGAACGGGGGUAGCCGCAACCCGCGUCACGUUCGGUGAAGAAGAGAACGCUGUGAUGGGAUCAUCCAUUGACAUCGUUGUCCCAAGCGGAGGCUUACUGCACAGAUCAUGUCAGAGCUUUAACACUAUGACUGCCCGAGAGACUUACUGGAGCGUUUGGAAGAAUUGCCUCAAAGUCUUAUUGGUACCGGGCAUAGAGGUUUGUAGCGCAGCUUGACGCAUGCCAGCGAUCCGGCUGCGGUCACGAGCUGUAUCUUGUAUCUCUUUCUUGGACACUGC